Thecamonas trahens ATCC 50062 is the source of this 1784-nucleotide messenger RNA. Its product is annotated as transducin family protein. The record is from RefSeq and is a predicted model, not a curated record. NCBI's taxonomy places the organism in Eukaryota, Apusomonadida, Apusomonadidae. Gene Ontology annotation, molecular function: protein binding. The coding region runs from base 24 to 1478 and encodes 484 amino acids. The transcript is spliced from 2 exons.
CACACUUGUCGCUGUCAGCCGACAUGUCCACCGAGCCGAUCGAUGGCGUUGUCUUUGAGGAGGACGACGACGGCUAUGUUGUUCGCUUCGACUCGGACGAUGGCUCCGAGGCUGAGCCCGAGCCCGAGCCUACUCCCGAGCCCGAGCCCGAGCCCGAGCCCGAGCCUACCCUCGAGCCCGAGGCUGGGCUUGAAGGCCAGGGUGACGAGCCCUUUGAGUUUGACGAGGAGCUCGACGAGAUGGUCGAGAUCGAUCCAAACGCUGACAACCUCGACGAGGUCUUUGCCCGACUGUCUGCGGGCGAGCCUGUGGCCCGCAUCUUCUCCAACGCUACCGCCACCUUUUCCGGGCACACCGAUGCGGUGUAUGCGUUGGCACUGAGCCCGGAUGCCGCGGUGGCGGCGUCUGGCGGCGGCGACGACAAGCUCCGGGUGUGGAGCACUGCCGAUGGCUCGGAGCUUGUGGUCAUCGACUCGUUUGCAGAGAGUGUGGCGCAUGUGGCUUUCUCGGCCGAUGGUGGGUACCUGGCCGGCUGCGAUCUCGACGGCAACGUCCGUGUGCUUAAGACCGGCAGCUGGGAGGUUGUGCUCGAGCUCGACGGGCCCGACGGCGCCGAGAGCAUGGUCUGGCACCCGCGCGGCAACGUGCUUGUGGUCUCGUCGACCGACACGACGGUGUGGAUGUGGCAUGUGCCGUCGGGCAAGAUCAUGAAUGUCUUUGCCGGACACACCGACGCCGUGACCGUCUGCGGCUUUGCUGCCGACGGCAAGACGCUUAUCUCCGGCUCGGCUGACGAGUCGCUCAUUGUGUGGUCGCCCAAGACCGGCUCGCCGGUCUCCAAGGUUGUGGGCUACCCGUUCCACGACGCGCCGAUCUCGUCGCUCGCCGUCGAUCCGCGCGCGGACGCCGCGCCGCGUGUCGCCACCGGCGCUCUCGACGGCUCAGUCCGUGUCACCUCGCUCGAAUCCGGCAAGGUCCUCGCCUCAAUGACCCACGAGGGCUCGGUCGAGGCCAUUGCCUGGUGCUCGUUUGACGACAAGUGGCUGGCGACCGCCGGCAUGGACGGCAACGUGGUGGUGUGGGACCUCUCUGUCGCCGCCCCGCGCAUCACCCUCGAGCACAAGGAGGGCGUCAUCGGCGUUACCUGGGUCCCGAACCAGCCGCUGCUCUACACCCUCUCGUCAGACACUUCGAUCCGUGUUUGGGAUGCACGCUCCGGCGAGUGCAUCCGCACUCUCCGUGCCCACGAGGACAUCCCGCUCGCCUGGGCCGUCUCCGCCGACGCCACCUGCCUCAUCUCGGGCGGCGACGACCGCAAGGCCUAUGUCUUUGCUCCGCUCGACCUCGACGCCGCCAAGGACAACUCCGACGAUGCUGCUGCCUCCUCCACCGUCCACGCCCACGUUGCUAUCCCGCCUGGUGCCGGUGAAGAUGCCGAUGCUACCGCCGACGCUCCGGCUGGCGAGGCUUCUGAUUAAGAGCAAGUGCGAACGACGGUGUCCUUGACUGGCUUCGAGGGUUUCGCUCUUUUGAUUUCGCCGAACUGGGCCCUGCUCUCGGGUAGGGCCCAUUAUUAUUCCUGCGACCCUCACUUUCCGGUUUUCUUUUUGCUUCCCGCCUCACCCUGCACCGGCUGCACGUGUGUGCGGUGUUGAGCAUGUGGUUGCUGGCGCUGUGACCUUCCCAGUGCUGCGUGAGCAGCCUUCGAUGUCGCUGCAUCGACUCUGUCUCUGGCAUCUGCCUUCCAUUUUCGGUAAAAAUUGAGGUUUGAAUCCGCACAGGCC